Messenger RNA from Brenthis ino (lesser marbled fritillary), 1401 nucleotides. The record is from the annotation of a GenBank genome assembly. Lineage: Eukaryota; Metazoa; Arthropoda; Insecta; Lepidoptera; Nymphalidae.
AUGGCAACGAGCGUAAUGGACGUCAUAGUCAUAGGUUGUGGUGCCGCGGGUGUAGCCGCGUUACGAAAUUUGCAUAAAGCAGGCCUUAAUGUGUUGGGAUUGGAAGCCGCUGAUCAGAUCGGCGGAAGGAUACGAACUGUGGAAUAUGGCGAUUGUUACAUCGAUUUAGGUGCAGCUUGGUGUCAUGGUGAGAAGGACAAUGUUGUCUUUGAAUUAGCAAAUCCCCUAGACCUUUUAGGAAGACCGGCACCUGAUAACAAGUACUUUGUACUAUCUAAUGGAGAAUUGUUAUCAAAUGAGACAAGCGAAAAUAUAAUUCAAUCUUUAAACGAUGCAGUUGGCAAAGCUGAUAAAAAUUCAGGAAAAUCUAUUUCAGAAUGUGUUCGAGAUGCACCAAAAACAAAUCCGGAUUUAAAAAAAGAUCCUACACUAGUACAAUCCUUUAUAGAAUGGUUUGAGAGAAACAGUCACGUUGGGGGUCAAAGUGACCCCUUGAAGGGUAAAUCGUUGAAAGGAUUAGAAGAGUGUUGGGGCUGUGAGGGCGAAUUCAUGUUGAAUUGGAAAGGAAAGGGGUUUAAAACAAUAUUUGACGUUUUAUUGAACAAAUACCCCGAUCCAUCCAAACAAUUACCAAUAUCUAUUCAUUUAAAUAAGGAAGUAGAAAGUAUAAAAUGGAGAUCCACCAAGCAAAGUGGGGAUGCUGGAAACCCCCUGGUGCAGAUAACGUGCAAAGACGGCAGCCUGUACGCUGCUAAGAGUGUCAUCGUUACCGUUUCUGUAGGAGUUUUGAAAGAAAGACAUACGCAGUUAUUUAACCCUCCAUUGCCAGCUGAAAAAAUCAACUCCAUAAACACUCUCCAACUUUGCGUCCUUGAUAAGAUAUACAUAGAAUUUACGAAGCCCUGGUGGCCGAAAACGCCGGCCAAUUUUGCUAUUUUGUGGAAAAUGGAGGAUAAACUUAAGUUUUCUGCCCAAGAACAAUGGGUUACCGAGUUGUAUGGAAUGUUUACGAUUGAAUAUCACCCAAAUGUUCUUCUCGCCUGGAUUUACGGAGAAGCCGCGGAGAAAAUGGAGAAAAAGAGCGUAGAAGAAGUGAAAGCUGGUAUUAACAAGUUAUUGGAUGUUGUGUUUAAAAAGAAGUUCAAUGUUUCACCUGUUAAGUCUGUUGUAAGAUCUCAAUGGGCAUCAAACCCGUUAGCUCGAGGCUCGUAUUCAUACCGCAGUGUUGCCACAGAACGGAAUGGGGGUAGUGCCGUCGCUCUGUCAGAGCCGCUACAGCUCGGGGACUUCCCCGUAGUGUGCUUCGCGGGGGAGGCCACGUCGCACCAUAGACACGCGGCGGUACAUGGCGCCGUUGAAUCCGGCUUUAGAGAAGCUGAUAGGCUUAUCAGGCACUUUAAA